AUGACAGCAGUAGCUGUGGAAUCUUCUGAUGCUUUGGAAGGGCGCGGGCCUUCAGACCUCCAGGUGCAAAACACCUUCAUCGCCGGCUUCGGGCCCGGCGACGAUAUCAUGGUGCCUCCGAAGCCACUGUCAGCUCCAGGAGCUGUUACAGGAGGUGCUUUGCGCCUUCACUCGUUGCCCGAAUCCUGCGAGAGGUGCGACGUAAGCGCUGAUGAUUGCGUGGCUGAGUUGGAAACAAACUUUGACUCUGACGUGGCUGAUGCUGGGCCAUCCAGUUCCAGUGAAGGCGGAAACCCAGACCUCCUCCAUGCCAAGGGUCGCUGUCAGCCUUGCUUAUUCCAAAGCAGGUACUUUUCAGAUCCAGAAACAUAUCCUGCCUGUACGAAACCUGAUUGCCUUGCACGAUACUGUCACCUCCCUCAUAGUGAGGACUACAUUGCAAAGUACAAGUCUUACAAGCGGCGGUACGAGAAGAAGAAUCGCACAGCAUACCGAAAACAACUGGAGGCUCUUUGA
Durusdinium trenchii is the source of this 516-nucleotide messenger RNA. NCBI's taxonomy places the organism in Eukaryota, Dinophyceae, Suessiales, Symbiodiniaceae. The record is from the annotation of a GenBank genome assembly.